AACACACGUACCCACAACAACAAAACAAGUCAUGUUUAAGGCUAUCUUGUAAAGAAAUAAUAUCAUUUCCAUCAAUGGAAGCUGCAAGGAGUUUUCUCUAUUCCCCUCCAUCUUUUUCCACGAGAAUCCAACUCAAAAGUUCCAGCUUUUUAUCACCGUCUUCUUCUGCAGUUUCAAUGUUCCAUGAGCAAGCAGCUCCUAUUGCUGCUGCUUCUAUUCCGGUUGCUUCUGUAAGUAGGCAUUUUCCUACAUCGGUUCUCGCACAAGAGCAGCACCAUGACUGUAGAGCUCCGCUUGUCUUGCAAUUCUUUAGGGAAGAUAAAUCAUAUCAGGAAGAAACGAACGAGCAGCUCCAGAAUGGAACAACACUUCAUGAAGGGAAGGCCUCCAGUAGCUUUGGUGGGAUGGGAUCGAUCUGAACUGCAGUUACACCAAUGGCCUGAUUUAAGGAAAUUAUUGUCACUUCUGGAAUUAGGGGAAAAUCCAUCAUUUUACUUGAGUAUGCAGUCUGUUGCAGCAGAUAACAAGGAGACU
This is a messenger RNA of Hibiscus syriacus, 534 nucleotides long. RefSeq lists its product as uncharacterized. Lineage: Eukaryota; Viridiplantae; Streptophyta; Magnoliopsida; Malvales; Malvaceae. The coding region runs from base 75 to 419 and encodes 114 amino acids. The transcript is spliced from 4 exons. The record is from RefSeq and is a predicted model, not a curated record.